Cephus cinctus (wheat stem sawfly) is the source of this 2156-nucleotide messenger RNA. RefSeq lists its product as uncharacterized. Bases 57 to 674 code for a protein of 205 amino acids. Lineage: Eukaryota; Metazoa; Arthropoda; Insecta; Hymenoptera; Cephidae. The record is from RefSeq and is a predicted model, not a curated record. Gene Ontology annotation, molecular function: metal ion binding. The transcript is spliced from 2 exons.
UGGUUAUAUUAGAUUAGUGUUUGUUAGUAAUUUCUGUUAAUUAAUUGGUAAGUGCGAUGGCUUCCCUGGUUGCGGAUUACGGGACCUCUUCUGGCUCAGAAAGCGAUACAGACGGGCUCUCCGAUGACAACGACAAUAUUUCCAAGGAGGACGAGGAAGAUCGUGAAAUCGAUGAUGAGACCCAAAGAGAAUCAGCUUCCAAUGAAAAGCUUCCAUUACCUACACCAGAUUUCAACAGCACGCCAACUCUCAAGACUUCUGUCUUCUCAAAUCCAUUUGUCGAAGCCGAAAAGGCCAAGAGCGCCAUCCUAGAGAAACACGUGAAGAUGACACCAACACUGGAUGAUACAAAAAUGAUUAAUGGUCGGAAAAUAUGCUGGAAUUACCGGAAAGGUCGUUGUCGCUUUGGUCACAAUUGUACAUUUGCACAUGACUCUGAUCUGCAUCGUUCUGCAGCCGAUCUAGAAGCCAUCCGAACACCACAGGAGACCAUAAUAUGCCAGACAUUGUAUAAUAACGGUCAGAUGUUAGGAAAUGAGGAAGAUGAAGUGGAUCAGGAAAACAAUCAAAUGCAGAAACGUAAAAAGAGACCAGGACUAACUCAAACUUUAGUGCCGGGUAAGAAAGUGUUAAAAAUGUAUAAGACGCAGCAAGCCAAAGCUGUUGGCAGAUAAAUAUAUCAAGUACUCAGGCCUAUAGAGAAGCAAAUUGCAAAUUAUAAAUCGGCUAUAUAACUUAUUAACGUUUCUCGCGUGAAACGUGUGCUCUAUAUUAUACUACAUCAGUACUACUUCGAUAGUAUUUAGAAAAAAGUAUAGGGAUAAUCUUUCUUCGUUGGUAUAUAUUUAUGAAGUCUUAUUUCUUCCUAAGACCUCCAUGGUGUAAUCACAGGGAGGCGUAACGAAUCUUAUACAAAUUUCAACGACGAUGGCUCUUGCUUCACUGCAAGUUAGACUGUUCAGUGAUAGUAAGUGCUGUGAGUAUCAAGACAGUAAAGAUAAAGAAGUAGAUUUUAGAAUCGUGCAAGCCUCACGUAGUCUUCAUCCGGCAUGAAUUGUACCUGUACAAAGCUCAAGACUCCAGAAAGAGGCAAAUCCAUGAAUCACAACAAUCUCUAUGAAUAUUCGCCCAACUAAUAUACGUCACUCGGAAUACAAAUUCUUCUAUCUUACAAAGCAAAACUACUCUGCGCAACCAGCGGCAUAAUGAAAUAUCAAUGUUUUCCAAUUUUAUUAAUAUUCCAUCAUAACGAGACAUCCAUAAAAUUCUUAAUGAAGCUUCAACUUAAUUUACCCGUAUAUACAACAAGAAAUAUUCCAAGUAAUAAAAGAUAAACCGUAAAGAAAGUGUCUAAGUACGAAGAAUUCUAACUAUCAAAUUCUUAUAACAACCAGAAUCUCGUCGCUGCUAAAACAUCACAAGUGAUAUUGGAAGAAACUGAAAUUUGUAUGAACAGAGAAAGAAAACAGAUACAAAGGCAACCAGUAGCAAGUAAGAAUCUAAGUGUAACGUGUCCAUUAUAAACAUAAUGUCUCUAGGACAUUUAAUAUACACUAUUUAUAAUUAUACUUCCAUAGUCGUACGUAACUUUUUACAAAAAGCAAUGUUAUACUAUAGAUAACGAAUAUUUAUACGAGCUAAGACCUCGACCAGCGAAACCGCAGAGCAAUUGAUCAAAUCAAUAUCAAGCGUGCUCUUAUUAAUGAAAAUUAAUACAUAGCCGUCUCUUCCAAAUAAUUUUGUGUUCUCAGGUUAUUGUUCAGAUUGUUCGUUCUGUUUCGUUUUCGUUUUGGCAAAUAAUUAAAGCCGUCCAUCUGACAGCUCUCAGUAGCAUGUUACACAACAUACAUUAAUACAAUUGAAAUUCUUGCCGGAUAUUCUUUAAAGCGUCGUCGCCAAUCCGAACGCUGUGAGAUUAAACUCACUCAGGAGAUUACGUGAAAAAAUCAGCAGGAUGCAGUAGGCUGGUGCGCUUAUUAUUUAAAGAUGAUGGAUUAAAGAUUUUAAAAAUGGCACGACUGCAGAACCUAGUCAGAGGGAGAUGACGAGUAUAAUGAUUUAACGUAGUGUUCCUGCGCGUUACGUUCUCUGAGAAAUAAUAAUUAAAUAUAAAUGUAAUUAGAAUGAUAAACAGGAUACGCGAAGUCGAUUAGAAA